This is a messenger RNA of Aedes aegypti (yellow fever mosquito), 849 nucleotides long. RefSeq lists its product as uncharacterized. Bases 28 to 747 code for a protein of 239 amino acids. NCBI's taxonomy places the organism in Eukaryota, Metazoa, Arthropoda, Insecta, Diptera, Culicidae. The transcript is spliced from 3 exons. The record is from RefSeq and is a predicted model, not a curated record.
GAGUUGUGAAAGUUUGGAUCGGAAGCAAUGGGUUACGCUGGUUUGGUGGUUGUUGGAGUUCUCCUCGCUUCUGUGGUUAGUUUGGAAGCCAGACACGAAACGGAGUCCCCGUCGACGCUGGAGACUGCCGAAUUCAUGAAGGACGUCAAACAGGAGUGUCGCAAUGCCACGGGAGACGAUCGGGCUUUUAAGGACCUGGUGGCGAUCAUGAACAGUGAUACUCCGCGGUGUUUCAUGCAGCAUGUGAACAUGAGUUACCUGCAGGCUCCGAUCGAUGAGAUGAGUGUGGCCGAGCAGAGUAAGCUUCUGGGGGGAAUAUGUGGUCAGUUGGAGAAGGCCGUUGUUUGUAUCGAUCCGGUUGUGGACGCGAUCAAACCCUGCAUGGACGACGAGGAUGAUAUGCAGAUCUUGACGAAGAUCGUCGACACCGUACCGGAAGCGAUCAAGAUGAUCUGCAACAACAGUGGAGCAAUGCUGUUGGAACUGCGGGAACCUCUGUCGAGGUCUUGUGCGGUGGAGCUGGCACCAGCGAUUGACGAUUGUAUGGACGUUUUGAGCAACAGCACUAUGACGAUGGAUCUGAAAAACUACACCCUUACGGAGUGCAAAGAAAUCUACAAAAUGCGGGACUGCUUGGACCGGAAGAUCCGGGAUUGCGGAGCGUUGACCUAUCUGGAACUGUUCGGGUUGUUCUACCGGAAUCUGCUGUCGAUUACGCCGUGCAAGAUGGUUGCUCAGGACGGAUGAGGGCUUUGAAGAAUUAUUUUGUUAAUAAAACUAUGGACAAUCAAGUUGAAAGUUUUUCUACUUUUGUACAACUAUUUUCAUGAGUUUUCAAUCCAUCAAUAU